AUGCUCAGAUGUGGUGGCACAGCUGGAGCCAUCCUGACAUGUCCUCUGGAAGUGGUGAAGACACGUCUACAGUCAUCCCAACUGACACUGCGGCCUCUGUGCCUCUCAGAGAUACAGCUGCCGGGGAUGAGCGUGAGGCUGAUGAACCCAACCCCACCAUCUCCUGGAGUUCUCAAGUUGCUGAGGGCCAUCCUUGAGAAGGAAGGCAUGCGAUCCCUGUUCCGAGGUCUGGGUCCAAACCUUGUUGGCGUUGCUCCUUCCCGGGCUAUAUAUUUUGCUGCCUAUUCUGGUGUUAAGGAGAGGCUCAACGCUGUCCUUGUACCGGAGUCCAAGAAAGUACACAUGCUAUCAGCAGCCUGUGCAGGCAUUACCUCGGCCACGCUCACCAAUCCUAUCUGGUUAGUGAAAACCAGGAUGCAGCUAGAAGCCAGGGCGAAGGGAGAGAUUGCCAGCAAUGCUCUCCAGUGUGCCAUGCAUGUGUACCGCACUGAAGGCCUUCGUGGAUUUUACCGUGGUAUCACUGCCUCCUAUGCUGGAGUGUCGGAGACCAUCAUACACUUUGUCAUCUAUGAAGCGCUGAAACAGCAGCUGAGAAACAGCCAUCAUUCCCUUUCGCCGCCACUCACACUUUCACCAAACAGCCAUGAUUUCUUUAGACUAAUGGGAGCUGCUGCUGUCUCCAAAACAUGUGCUUCGUGCAUUGCAUAUCCACAUGAGGUCAUUCGGACACGGUUGCGAGAGGAAGGAUCACGAUACCGUUCCUUUAUACAGACUCUGCAGCUUGUGGUCCAUGAAGAGGGACCCUUGGCUUUAUACCGAGGGCUCCUGGCUCACUUGAUCCGCCAGAUCCCAAACACGGCUAUCAUGAUGGCUACCUAUGAACUCAUCGUACAUUUGGCCUCUUCCACCUUGUAA
Messenger RNA from Charadrius vociferus (killdeer), 915 nucleotides. Its product is annotated as solute carrier family 25 member 36-like. Gene Ontology annotation, cellular component: mitochondrion. NCBI's taxonomy places the organism in Eukaryota, Metazoa, Chordata, Aves, Charadriiformes, Charadriidae. Gene Ontology annotation, biological process: pyrimidine nucleotide import into mitochondrion. Gene Ontology annotation, molecular function: pyrimidine nucleotide transmembrane transporter activity. Bases 1 to 915 code for a protein of 304 amino acids. The transcript is spliced from 7 exons. The record is from RefSeq and is a predicted model, not a curated record.